AUGAAAGUAAGACCAAGAAAUUAAUUGCGCUUACCUAAGAAUUCGGGACACAUUUAGACCGAAACCAGUCAGGAUCAACUGUAGUCUACUAAUGACUCUCGAUUCAGGAGUGAUUUGACUUGUAGACAAACUGUCAGAGUAAGGAAUGCUAUAAAAGAAGCUCUAAUGAUCUCAAAUAUAAAAUUAGCAUUUUAGGAGGAAAUUGACAAGAUCAAGGAGGAGAUAAGACAGCCUGAAAAGUAACAAUAGAUGAUUACUGAGAUGUUGUAAUAAAACAGAGUUAUCAUCCAAAAUACUCUGAUACAAUUAAAUUAAUUAUUUUUAGAACGGAAGGAUCGAGAUUAGGCGAUAAGAAUAAUCAACGAAAUCAGCAAUUAAGUGAUGAAAUCCAAGAUUCCAGACUUGAAAAUAUUCAUCUACUUAAAAUUAGCCAAAGUAGUGUGCCAUUAUAAAUUGCUCUACUUCAGCAUAAUCUUGGCCAAAAUAGUCAAGAGGAUGUCUGACAACGAGCAUUUAUUAAAAUAUAAAUUGUUGGCCUACAAACUCUUGGGAAUCUGCUUUUUUAAAUUAAGAAACCGACAAGCCAAAAUCUACUUUACCAAAUAUUUGAUGUGCAGUUGGAAACUAAACAAGAAGGAUCACGAAUUGAAGGCUUACGAAUAUUUGGGGAAGUACUACUUCUAGGAGGGAGACAUCGAUAAGGCCACAAUCUUUCAUGAAAGGAUGGUAAACGGAGCCAUUUUGUUACCUCAUUCUUCUUUGAGAGUGUUGGGCAUCAGGAAAUUGGAGCAGGGAUCAAUUGGGAAGGGCAAGAAGAAUUACGGAUUGGUAGAACAUAAUGAAAUUAAUGUGUCGAGUGAUGCAGAGGGAUUCGAGUUGAUAUUCAAUGAUGACGACACUCUUCCCAAUAAGGUUGCAAUACAAAAAAUGGAUCAAUUGGUUUAGGAUGGCAAGAGGAAAAGCCUCAUUAAUUACCCAAUCAGAAAGAACCUCAUCUUCUAACAUAGGAGUCUUCAUCUUUUGGAUAAUAAAAUCAAGACUCGAAAUACUAAUCAAUUGCCAGUGAUGUUGAAUCAUCUAAGUCCCAAUAGGCAAUUGGUGAAUUACCAGUUUCUUGAACUGAACAAGGCAAUUUCCAAUUAUAAAUUGACUCAUAACAUGGAUCCUUAUUUUGAGAGGAAGGAUGCUUAGUCUAAUUCGCGUUUUGGAAUAAGUGGAUGCUUGGAUUAAAUUAUGAAUAUAUAUAUAAUUAUCAAAUAAUCGAAAAACUAUAUCACUAAACAAUAGGAGGAGAUCGGAGAGCGUAAUGUAGAGAUUGAGAUCAAUCUAGAUGUUGAAUAAAUUUCGUAUAAAUUGGAUGAUAUUCUUAAAUUUCAAUAGUAGGAGAAUUCAAGUCUGCAAUCAUUGAAGCAAUUGACCUUACCAGUCGAAGUACCUGUGAGAUUGGCAAAGGAAUUGGAUGCGAGAUUCCAGAGAUCUAUUAGGUAGCUUCAGAUUAAGUAGGUAAGAAUUGGGGAGUAGAUGAGAGGACCAAUUAGAAGAAUCAGUGGAAGAAUCAAUUGA
Molecule: messenger RNA, 1563 nt
Organism: Paramecium tetraurelia
Lineage: Eukaryota; Ciliophora; Oligohymenophorea; Peniculida; Parameciidae
Exons: 6
Molecular function (GO): protein binding
Source: RefSeq, a predicted model, not a curated record